This is a messenger RNA of Echinococcus granulosus, 732 nucleotides long. RefSeq lists its product as hypothetical. The transcript has a single exon. Lineage: Eukaryota; Metazoa; Platyhelminthes; Cestoda; Cyclophyllidea; Taeniidae. The record is from RefSeq and is a predicted model, not a curated record. The coding region runs from base 1 to 732 and encodes 243 amino acids.
AUGCAACCGCGGGGUGGUAUGAACAGUCACGGUGGCCACGGUCGCCAGUACGGUCAACAGCAGUGCUUCCCGCAACAACAAUUUCAACCCAAUAACUGGAUGGCCACAACUCAGUUCGUAAACCGCGCCAAGCAGGCAGCUCUUCAACAAAGUGGUAACCACCAACUUGCAGCCCUCUUUGCCGACUCUAGCGGGAGGGCUGGAGGCAACGGAGGCGGAGGCGGUCCGAUUUCCUCCGACGGUUUUAUGCGACCUCCGAUGCCUGGAGUGAGAAUGGGCAUGGGUCCGCCGCCUCAGCAACAGGGAGGCAGCGGAAAAGUCAACUGUCAUUGCCCCACUUGCAUUGGAGGAAACCCGUUCCAAGGUCCCCGACCCUUGGUCGGCCCGCAAAAUGAGCCACAACAACCACGAGGAGGCGUAAUGACUUUCACUUCACAGCUGACGGGUCUGCCCAUUCCUGAGCAUCCCUCAGGACUGUUUCCUGCAGUAGAUUUUGUCAUGGUGCCUGCGACAGGAAAUGGAUUUGACGGCGGCUGGGAUUGCAGUUGUGGACAAAGUGCGGUGCCAACAUUUAUUAGUGAACAUCAACAGCAGAUACCGCCACCGCCGCCACCACCACCGAUGCAGCAUCAACCGCAGCAGCAACAGUUUGGGUGGAAUGGACCCAUGGAUAAUGGCAGCGGAAGGUGCUACUGUGGCGGCACUGGCAUGCAAAUGAAUAGCCUCUUUUAA